Molecule: messenger RNA, 2353 nt
Organism: Galeopterus variegatus (Sunda flying lemur)
Lineage: Eukaryota; Metazoa; Chordata; Mammalia; Dermoptera; Cynocephalidae
Gene: TSNAXIP1
Product: translin-associated factor X interacting protein 1
Exons: 13
Coding region: 1191-2279 (362 amino acids)
Cellular component (GO): cytoplasm
Source: RefSeq, a predicted model, not a curated record
GGCCUCUGUUUAUCCUCUUGUCUCAGUUCUGGUAGCUAGGGUCAAAUCCGUGUAGUGACCUACUCUCAGGGCACUCAGCUCCUAGGUCCGAGUCCACCUUUGAUACUUGGCCUUGCUCCCAGCCCCCGGCACUGGGCUCGGGGGCGUGGCGCAACCUUGACCCCGCCCCCACCACGGGGUAGCUGGGGCACAGUCGCCAUGGCGACGGGCUGUACACUACUACGGCUCUUCCGGCCGCUGGUGCUGGCUGCCAGCCUGCCCGGGGGUCAUGGCCUCCCAGCAGCCGCGGUGCUCCAGCUUCUCGUCCACGUCGAGAACACACCCACGGCUUUCAGUGACCAUGGAUGACUCCUUUCUCUCAGAAGCCAAGAGCAACCAGAAACGCAAGCUCUCUCAGAAGCAGAAGACGCUGUAGCUGGCAGCAGCAGUCCUUCAGCACCACCAAGCCCAGGUACCUGGAGCAGCUAGAGAAUUAUUUACGCAAGGAGCUUCUUCUGCUGGACAUGGGCACGGAUUCUACCCAGGAGCUGAGGCUGCAGCCCACCAAAGGGAGAAGAUUCGGGCUCUGGAGCCCCUGAAGGCCAAGCUUAUCACUGUGAAUGAGGACUGCAACGAGAGGAUCCUGGCCAUGAGGGCUGAGGAGAGAUACGAAAUCUCCAUGCUCAAGAAAGAGAAGAUGAAUUUGCUAAAACUCAUUGACAAAAAGAAUGAGGAGAAGAUCUCAUUGCAGAGUGAGGUAACCAAACUGAGGAAGAACUUGGCUCAAGAGUACCUGCACUACCUCAGUGAGCGAGAUGCCCGUAAGAUCCUCAUUGCAGACCUGAAUGAGCUACGGUACCAGCGGGAGGACAUGUCACUAGCCCAGUCCCCAGGCAUCUGGGGGGAGGACCCCGUGAAGUUAACACUGGCUCUGAAGAUGACCCGGCAAGACCUGACCCGUACACAGAUGGAACUCAACACCAUGAAGGCCAACUUUGGAGAUGUGGUACCCAGGAGGGACUUUGAAAUGCAGGAGAAGACCAAUAAGGACCUUCAGGAGCAGGUGCUUGAUGGGCAGGCAGGGCCAAGCAGGGCCAGGCAGGGUCAUGCCGGUGGGUAGGUAGGACCAAUCACCUUGCCCACAGUUGGACAGCCUGAAAGCUGACUAUGAAGAGGUCCGCAAGGAGCAUGAGAUUCUGCUGCAGUUGCACAUGAACACACUGAAGGAACGGGACCAGUUCUUUUCUGAGCUGCAGGAGAUUCAGCGCACCUCCACACCUCGGCCUGACUGGACCAAGUGUGAAGAUGUGGUGGCCGGGGGCCCAGAGCGCUGGCAAAUGCUGGCCAAGGGCAAGAACAGUGACGAGCUGGUGGAUGUGCUUCUGGAGGAGAUUGGCGAGGGGCUGCUCCGGGAGAAAGACUUCUUCCCUGGUCUGGGCUAUGGCGAAGCCAUCCCCCCUUUCCUUCGGUAUGAUGGCCUUGUGGAGAACAAGAAGCCAACCAAGAAGGAUGUGGUAAACCUCCUCAAGGAUGCCUGGAAGGAACGUCUUGCGGAGGAGCAGAAGGAGAAGUUCCCAGAUUUCUUCUUUAAUUUCCUGGAGCGUCGCUUUGGGCCCAGUGAUGCAAUAGCCUGGGCUUACACCAUUUUUGAAAAUAUCAAGCUCUUCCGUUCCAAUGAGGUCAUGAGUCAGUUUUAUGCAGUCUUGAUGGGAAAGAGGAAGGAGAGUGUGUAUGUCAACCAGACGGAGACAGUAGCCCAGCUGCUGAAGGAGAUGACAAAUGCUGACAGUCAGAACGAGGGGCUACUAAACAUGGAGCAGUUCAGCACUAUCCUCAGGAGUACCUUCCCUCUGAAGAAAGAGGAGCAAAUUCAGGAGUUGAUGGAGGCAGGUGGCUGGCAUCCUGACAGCAGCAAUGCAGACUUGCUCAACUACCGUUCGUUGUUUACGGAGGACAAGGAGGGCCAGAGUGAGCCCUUUGUGCAAAAGCUGUGGGAACAGUACAUGAGUGAGAAGGAUGAGUACUUACAGGAGAUAAAGCAGGAGCUGGGCCUGGAACUCCGUGAUGAAGUGACCCUACCCAAGUUGCGUGGGGCCCUGAUGAACAUCGAUCCGAGCAUGGACAAGCAGACUCUGAGCACCUAUAUGAGCCAGGCCUUCCAGCUCCCCAUGUCAGAACUGCCAGAGGAGGGUGAUGAGAAGGAACAGGGCAUUCUGACAUGGCUCUGCACUGCAUUGGAACGGCUUCAGGUGGCUGACAUCAGGCGCAUGGGGCCUCGAGAGCCAGAACCUGCAAGCUAGGACCACCAUGGACAGCCUAAGUGCUCCAGUGUUGCUAACCCUGAUUUUAGUAUAAAAUUGUUUGUCUGAACCCA